CCAAUAUAAAACAAUUACAUUAACACACUCUUUGAUGUGAAUGUUAAUUGGUAUAUUUGUACCUUGCAGCGGCCUGAGAACGUUAAGUGUCAGCUUACAAUGCUAAUGGUGAGGUUGGUCUGAGACCCCGGUUAUUCAUAAAUUCUAUGAUUUUUAUAGUGCUGAAGUGUAGUGUCUUACCGUAAACAGGUUAUUUGAUAAUAAAAUAAUUAUUAAGUUUCUAUGCGGUAUAUUACGCGAAUUGUCGUUUGUGAUAACGUUAAUUCGUAACAUCAACACUGGUCACUGACUUUUAAUGAUUCAAAUUUCGACAGCGAUAACAGUCAACACGGUGUACUAGGUGUAGUACCAUCGUAGUCUGGUUUCGGUUGGAAAUUUAAAUUUGGAACUCUUGUUCUUGUCGUCGUCAAGCACAGGAGAACGUCCACACGAACAUUACAUUUACUUUAGACCGAGUUGUACAAGAACAAAAAAUACAGUAUGCCAACCAAGGAAAUCAAUGGAAGUGAAAAAGUGUUCAACGAUAAUGUUCACGGUCACAUAAAUUUACAUCCUUUAUGCGUGAAAAUCAUUGACACGCCAGAGUUUCAGCGACUGCGAAACAUCAAACAACUGGGGACUUGUUAUCUGGUUUAUCCUUGUGCCAGCAUCAAUCGGUUUGAACAUUCUUUGGGUGUUUGUCACCUAGCUGGAGAAAUGGUCAACGCACUAUACAAAAAUUCAGAACAAGAUAUUGGUAUUACCAACGAAGAAAAGCUAUGUGUCCAACUAGCUGGAUUGUGUCAUGACUUAGGACACGGUCCUUUUUCUCACACUUGGGAAAGAUAUCUAAAAGCCGCUGGAAUAUCAUGGAAGCACGAAGACUGUUCGAUUCAAAUGAUCAAACACAUCAUAAAAAAAAAUGUAUUGGAAGAAGAAUUUAACAAGUACGGCUUAAACUUGAAUUACCAUCUAGAUUUGAUAUGCGAAUUAAUCAAUGGAGAAGGUACCACUUUACCCAAAAACAAACAUUUUUUAUAUCAGAUCAUUUCUAACAAAGACAAUGGCAUCGAUGUUGAUAAAUGGGAUUAUUUCUUAAGAGAUGGUAAAUCGCUGAAUUUGAAUAUAUCAUUUGAUUACAAAAGAUUGAUACAAUUCUCCAGAGUGGUUGUCGAUCCUAACUCGAAUCCAUCAAGAAAGGUGAUUGCUUUCAGAAACAAAGAAGCAAGAAACGUGUACGAUAUGUAUAGAGUGAGAUCUGAUUUACACACGAGAGCUUACCAACAUAGAGUAGUUAAAAAUACUGAAUUAAUGUUAGUUGAUAUUUUAUUAAUGGCCGACAAAUAUAUUACCGUUCAAACUCCAUGUGGUAAGAAAUACUCAUUGAAAGAAGUUCAUACAAAUAUUGAGGCAAUGUCACGUCUCACUGAUCAUAUUUUGUAUGAAAUUGAGUACAGCCUAGAUCCGAAUUUAAUAACAGCACAAAAUUUGUUAAAAAAUCUUCAAAACAGAAAUUUAUACAAAUUUGUUGGGUCUUACAAUCUAAAUGUUAUAAAUCAAGAGAAUUGCGAUCAGCUUGAUGUUGAAAAAUUAAAAGCCGAUCUGAAGAAAAGUCUUCAAGACAAGUUUGGAAUUCAAUUUGGAAUUUCUGCCACGUGGCUGGACUGUGGUGCUCCAGUAAACAAUCCAUUAAAACAUGUCAUAUUUUUUAAAAGGCCGUUGUGUGACAGCACAACCGUUGUUUUGGAUAAGACACCAUAUGAUAAAUAUUACCCUCUGCAAAAGCUAGAAUUUUUCAAACGAGAAAUCUCUGUUUUCAGUAAACAAAUGAAUUUGAGUCAUGAUAAAUUGAAGGAAAUUGAUGCCUAUACUGAAGAAUAUUUUAACAAACAACUUCAAAAAUGAUCUGCAAAACACAUAAUGAUAAUCUCUUUAAAUAACUAUAAUUGUUUUAAUUUUUUUUUUUUUGUCAUUUUACUACUAGUCAUACAUAUUGAUUAAUAUUGUAAUAUGUCUCUUUAUCUUCAUGUUGUAUACAAUUUGUUUUCUAAUUAAUAUUUUUAUUUGACAUUAUGCACAUUUAAGUUAUUAAAUAAAGUUUAAACAAAAAUUUUUUCCAAAUAUAUCAGAUUACAAU
Molecule: messenger RNA, 2116 nt
Organism: Adelges cooleyi (spruce gall adelgid)
Lineage: Eukaryota; Metazoa; Arthropoda; Insecta; Hemiptera; Adelgidae
Gene: fal
Product: deoxynucleoside triphosphate triphosphohydrolase SAMHD1
Exons: 11
Coding region: 481-1884 (467 amino acids)
Biological process (GO): dGTP catabolic process
Cellular component (GO): nucleus
Molecular function (GO): dGTPase activity
Source: RefSeq, a predicted model, not a curated record